AAAUGGAAGACACAAGGGAAAAAGUGAAAGCAGGUUGUGUUGGUUGGCAAGGUAAUAAUAAGCUUCAAAAGCAGCAUAUGCCUCUCUCUUCUUGAUCUCUCACUUUCUCUUUCUCUCUCAUCAGUUACAGCACCUACAGAUCAAUCACUGUAAGAGACCUCUCUCUUCCCAAGAAGACAAGAAAACCAAAAAAACAAAAUCACAAAUAAACAAUUUUUUUUUAAAGAGAAGUAAAAUAGAGGAAAAUAAUGAGUACCCAUUUUGUUUCAAGACUCAAAGCUCUUAUCUCUCUUCAACCUCAUUGUGCUUAUGGGGUUGUGGAUUAUGAUUGAGUGAACUAGACAAAAGCUUACCUAUAGCAAUCAAGCCAUAUCCCUUCACUCCUUCCCCACACUCCACUGUCAGUCAAGCAUGUAUUUUGUUUCCCUUUGAGCUUCCUUUAUUUGUAGUUUUCUUGUUUUUUUCUCCCUUCCCAUUUCUUCCAUUUUCAUAUCUCAUGAAACAUAUACAGUGAAUGGGUAUUCAAGAUUUCUUGGUUUUCAGUUGUGCAAUACAAUAAAAAAACUGAUCUUUUUUGUUUUUCCCUUGAAAAAUGUGGGGAGCUGAAAGAAAAUAGAGAUUCAAGAGAGGAAAUAGAGCAAAAAUCAAGUCUUUUUCUUCCCCCCUUUUGCAUUUUCUUGAAAACGUUUUUGUUGGCUGCUACAUUCAAUCAGCACAAUGAGGAAACAUGGAUGGCAACUUCCCUAUCAUCCUCUCCAGGUGGUAGCUGUUGCUGUAUUUCUGGCAUUGGGAUUUGCUUUUUAUGUAUUCUUUGCACCUUUUGUGGGGAAGAAAUUGUUUCAAUAUAUUGUGAUGGGGCUUUAUACACCUCUUAUAAUUAGUGCGUUUGGCUUGUAUAUAUGGUGUGCUGGUGCUGAUCCUGCUGAUCCAGGAGUUUUUAAAUCCAAGAAGUAUAUUAAGAAGCUAGACAACAAAAAACAAGUUCAACUUAAAGAAUCUAAAUUAGGGUGUGAGACGAAUUCGUCUAUACAGGACGCUAAUGCUGCUUCAAUUGGAGAAAAUGCAUCUGUAAAAAGCAAUAAAGGAGUUGAACCAGCUGCAGAUCACAAUGCAACUCAAAAGAAAAUUACAGCUACUCAUCAAAGAGGCUUGUUGGCUCUACUACCUUGUGCUCUUAUCUGCAACUGCACAGGUAGACAUGAGGAAUCUUCUCAGCAACAGUUGAGUGAAGACGGCAUGUUCUACUGCAGUUUGUGUGAAGUAGAGGUAUUUAAAUACAGCAAGCAUUGUAGAGUAUGUGACAAGUGCGUCGAUCAGUUUGAUCAUCAUUGCAGGUGGCUGAACAACUGCAUAGGUAAAAGGAACUAUCGCAAGUUCUUUACGCUCAUGGUUUCUGCGCUCCUCCUGCUUAUACUUCAGUGGUCAACUGGAAUUUUUGUACUGAUCUACUGCUUCAUCGAGAAGAAGAAAUUUUCUGCGGAAAUCACCUCCAAAUUGGGAAGCAGUUUCUCCCUUGUUCCCUUUGUUAUUGUGGUGGCAGUCUGUACUAUAUUGGCCAUGAUAGCAACCCUGCCACUUGCUCAGCUUUUCUUCUUUCACAUACUUCUCAUAAAGAAGGGAAUUAGCACCUACGACUACAUCAUUGCUCUCAGAGAUCAAGAACAACAAGGAGUUGCAGGUCAGCAAAGUCCUCAAAUGUCAACUGUAAGCUCCCUAACUGGGUUAAGCAGUGCAAGCUCCUUCAAUACUUUCCAUCGAGCAGCAUGGUGCACACCGCCUCGCCUUUUUGUUGAGGAUCAGUAUGAUGUAGUUGCUCCUGACACUGUAUCGGUCAGUUCACUUGGUAAAAGGUCAACGGUAGAGGAACCAAUCAAGAAAAAGAAUCCAGCUGCUGUGAAGAUCAGUCCAUGGACAUUAGCACGAUUGAAUGCAGAGGAUGUUUCAAAAGCUGCUGCUGAAGCGAGGAAGAAAUCCAAAAUUCUCCAUCCAGUAGUGAGAAACAAAGAAUCUUACACCCUUGAAACAAAUAGCAGUUUAGGAAGCAGUGGACGUCGCAUGGUGCCUAGGCCUGAUAACAAUAGAAGGAGAGCUAGUAAACGUGUUCGACUCCCCACAGAGCUACCCUUCGAAAACUUGAGUAAAAUUCCUAGUGAUAUAGCUCAAAACAGUAGAAAUGCUAUCAUGAGUGAAACAUUAAGUAGUCUGGCUCCACUUCAGCUUGAAGCACGGAGCGAUUUCCGAACAGGCCGAGGACUGUCCUCAGGUGGUGUUGCUGCUUCUUCCCCCGAGAGUAGUUUGGACUCUCCUGACAUUCACCCACUCCGGGUGUCAUCGUCCGGUGUUGAAGAAGCUACGCGUUUCGUGGGCCUAUCAUCUGGAAUGACUCCUCAGAAGGACACUCCACUGUCUAGGUCGACUAGUGAUGGAUACGAGGCAUCUGGUGGAGAGGAUAGUGAUCGAGUCCCUACUCGCAUUGUGCAAAGGUCAACAAGGUGGAGUAGCAUUCUUUUUGGAUCUGAUCAACAAGAUGAUCGAGUCAGAAGAUUGAUGAUACCAUCUUCAUCAAGCCAGUCUAACAUCAGGAAACAUUGAGCCUCGAAAACGUACUCGGAAUUCUUGUGUAAGCUCUUGAAGUUGCAUGAUCUGUUGACAUUUCUUAAUUUGUUGAUGAUGUUUGUCCAGUAGUAUAUACCUUCAACUUGGUCUGUUCCAUUGGCCAUUGAGUUCAAGUUUUGGUUUUUGGGUGAGAGAGAAGUGCUGUAAAUGUUUAGUGGAAAAAGAUUGUCAUUCUCUUGUCCUCAAAUGCAGCAUUCAAUGAUCACUUCUGUCUGCUAUCACUUGGAAGCUGGAAUUCUCCUUACAAUUUUUUUGAAGUUCAUUUCAAUGUUUCUAUGGAGAAACCACUGGGUUCUCUUG
Molecule: messenger RNA, 2916 nt
Organism: Nicotiana tabacum (common tobacco)
Lineage: Eukaryota; Viridiplantae; Streptophyta; Magnoliopsida; Solanales; Solanaceae
Product: putative protein S-acyltransferase 22
Biological process (GO): peptidyl-L-cysteine S-palmitoylation; protein targeting to membrane
Cellular component (GO): Golgi apparatus; endoplasmic reticulum
Molecular function (GO): protein-cysteine S-palmitoyltransferase activity
Source: RefSeq, a predicted model, not a curated record